CAAGGAGCUGCCUUCGCCCGCGCCCAGUCGUGGCGCCCUCGGGGGCUGGGUGCCCGGUGGCCUGCUACUCCGAGGACGGGGCCGCCGUGGACGCGUUCCUGGCGGGAGUGUCGGCAGGGAACAUCGCCGUGAACGCGGGCCCGCAGCGGAUGCAGCUGAACUACCACUGCGGCUUCGGCGGCGUGGGCACGAGCGGCACCGGCGUGCACAUGUGGGGCCGCGAGGCCCUCCGCGAGUUUUCCAGCCGCAAGUACGUUAUCCGCGCCAGGGGCGGCUUCGCGAAGUCGUUCUUCUCGGGACCACCGCCAGCUCCUGCUCCGACGGCGUGAGUGAACAAGGACGCAGAGCUCGCCCGCCUCCGGGCGCUGCCGGCCCCCGUGCGGGCGGCGCUGGCCCCCCCCACCGCGGCGAGAGAGAGCACACCGCCCCGCUCGCGCGGCCCCGGCGCGCUGCGCCCCGGCCGCCCCCGCGCCGCGGUGCGCUGUGCUGUUGGGGGGCCCGCCCGGCCUGCGCGCAGUCGGGGAAAAAGGAGCUCCGGGCGCCC
Prorocentrum cordatum is the source of this 544-nucleotide messenger RNA. NCBI's taxonomy places the organism in Eukaryota, Dinophyceae, Prorocentrales, Prorocentraceae. The record is from the annotation of a GenBank genome assembly.